Messenger RNA from Branchiostoma floridae (Florida lancelet), 4680 nucleotides. RefSeq lists its product as uncharacterized. The record is from RefSeq and is a predicted model, not a curated record. The transcript has 17 exons. Lineage: Eukaryota; Metazoa; Chordata; Leptocardii; Amphioxiformes; Branchiostomatidae. Bases 443 to 3445 code for a protein of 1000 amino acids.
GCAACAAUAACUCUACAAUCCAAUAAAUCUAUAAAAAAACAGUGAAGUUUAACCUGCGACUUUUUUAAAAGAAUGUUGUCAGGUAGCAAUCAGCUUAAAAUGGCCGAACAUAGUGAUUAGGCAGAAACCUUGUCCUCACGUUCUAAUAGCAAUCACGUGACUCUGGCUGCCAACAGGCUAUCGCCUACCCUUAAAGGAACUUGGGUUCGUUAAAUAUUCAUGAGUCCCAUCGGUUGCCAUCAAAUUUUAAUCUUUGUCCCCUCCGCGUGCGGUGAGAAAAUUGGGCACCAAGGAGACCGGCUGUCAACACAAGUGUGCAUUUAAGGGCGACGGGCAGAGUUGUCUUGUCCAGACCGAGAGAGGCUCUACGUACACCGGACUAGGGACGUCUGUGUUUUUUUCCCUCCAACUUCGCGGUGACUGUGAUCUGAGAGGAGAAGUCAUGUUCGGCACAGCGAGAAGCGGCUACAACCCGUUCCCGGGGCUGGGCCCGCUCAGGCCCGUUAUACACCACAUGUCGACACCUGCCGCCACCAGGAGGCUUUCUUCGCCUGCCGACCUUCCGAAGUGGGUCCGAACCCGGCGUACCUCGGCCGACAGCGGGAUCGGAGUCGACGCUGCCCAUCCUGCCUCCCCGCCGGAGCAGCACAGACGGACUCUGCCCGGGCCGGAGCGGACAUACUCAACACGGUGGCAAGGCCCGGAACUUACCAACGCCGAGAACAUGGAAGCUCGACUGGACACGGCUGGGAGCGCCCAUCUUCAACAGGACACCAAGGUUCAACAGUCUAUGGACUAUGAACAGAUGACACCAAUUGAAAGGGAUGGCGGAGGCAGCCCGAGAUACACACCCCUGCCGCCUGUCCAACAGCACAAGACGGAAGAGGCGGCACCAGCAGAAAUACGCCCAUGGCGGGCACCCGGCGAGACGGACAUCUUCAAUAGAGGCGCAGUAUUCGGAAAGGUGUCUCUAGUUGAACAGCCCAAGUUCGAACGUCCUGCGGAUUACGCCACACAGAGGCAGGCGGCGAGCAACGACGCAGACCAGGCCCCUCGUGAAAGUGGACCGGCUGAAACUGGCGCUGACGGUGCCGACCUCCGGCCUUGGAGGGCCCCUGGUGAGACAGACAUCUUCAACAGAGGCGCGGUUUUCGGGACGGUGCCGUUCGUACCCCAACCCAAGUACGAACCUCCAGCGGAGUCUCCCAGGCGCACCAAGUCGGCCAGUCCGCGACAGACAGCAGAUGACAGUUUGAAGGCUAAGCAGGAGUUAGCUCCCUUGGAUCCUGCUCCCUGGAGGAACCCUGGCGAAACCGACAUCUUCAAUAGAGGCGCAGUUUUUGGAGUGGUGCCGUUCGUACCCCAACUCAAGUUCGAACCUCCAGCGGAGUCUCCCCGCCGCACCAAGUCGGCCAGUGCGCGGCAGACAGCGGACAGGGACGACAGUGUCACGGCUAAGCAGGAGUUGCCUCCUUUGGAUCCUGCGCCAUGGAGGAACCCUGGCGAGACCGACAUUUUCAACAGAGGCGCAGUGUUUGGUGUCGUGAGGUCAGUUCCUCAGCCAAAGUUUGACCAGCCUGAAGACGCCGAAACUCGGAAGCCUUCCUCUCCUAAGGACAGAGACCGUCACACAACCGGGGAUCAGCAAACAGGCGAAAACCACGAAUCCAAAAUAUGGAGAGGUUCGGAGACUGGAAAUUUCAACAAAGGCGCGAUGUUCCACGUUGUGCCGUCCGUGCCACAGCCGAAUCUCCAUCGGGAAGCUGAAAACAACAACCAUCAGGACGCGAAGCAGUCAGACCAGGCCGGUGGUGACUAUGGUAAGGGGGAAAUACAAGAGACCGCGGGCACCGCACAACAGGCACAGGCCCCCAUCAUCUGGAAGGGGUCAGAGACUAGCAACUUCAACAAGGGCGCCAUGUUCCAUGUUGUGUCGUUCGUGCCACAACCGCACCUCGAACGGCAAACUGACAACCUUCCAGACGCGAAACAGUCCGACCAUGCCGGCGGUGACCGUGACUACAAUGGAGAAACAGAAGAGACCGCGGGCACCGCACAACAGGCACAGGCCCCCGUCAUAUGGAAGGGGUCAGAGACUAGCAACUUCAACAAGGGCGCCAUGUUCCACGUUGUGUCGUCCGUGCCACAGCCGAAUCUCCAUCGGGAAGCUGAAAACAACAACCAUCAGGACGAAAAACCAGAGAAGGUCGGUGGUGACCAUGAAUACACUGAAGGGGAAACACAAGAGACCGCGGACACCACACAACAGGCACAGGCCCCUAUCAUUUGGAAGGGUUCAGAGACUAGCAACUUCAACAAGGGCGCCAUGUUCCACGUUGUGUCGUCCGUGCCACAACCGUAUUCAAAUCGGGAAGCUGACAACCUUCCAGAAGCGAAACAGCCAGACCAGGCCGGCGGUGACCGUGACUAUAGGGGAGAAACAGAAGAGGCCGCGGGUACCACACAACAGGCACAGGCCCCCAUCAUCUGGAAGGGGUCAGAGACUAGCAACUUCAACAAGGGCGCAAUGUUCCACGUCGUGUCGAGUGUUCCACAACCUACCUACAGCCAGGGUAUGGACACCGGUGGGUCUGGCGCACCAGCAAACGGUCAGAACGGGGCGAACACACAAGAUGAUAACAACAGGGGCGCCUCGCCUCCGAGCCAGCACGUUAGCUGGAAGGGGUCGGAGACGACAGACUUUAACAAAGAGGUGAAGAAGGGACAAGAAACGUAUACCUACAACAGGGGAGCAGUAGUAGAGGAGGAGCAGACCAAACCGUCGCAACAGGGAGGUCCAUCACGUGCAUGGGCCGGGAGGAGCGCUCAUGGCGGGAGGGACACCGGCCGCCCGGUCCUGGAGCCACUCAGGCCCACACAGCCCACACCUGGGGCAAAACGGCCGCCGACGAAAUUGACGACGUCGGCGCGUUCCCGGCAACCCUCCGCCGGCAGGGGAAUCCUCAGGACCAUGGACGACAACGUGGCGGGCCCUCCGGCCGGGAGGAGCAGCCCUGAGUCCAAGCUGCCCAGGCUGGAUUCCGCGGGAAAACCAAGGGUAGACAGCUCCAGGCUGAGGCGGGGAAGAUACGGUACCGCAGGUGGUGGUCUUACUGCCGUGGACGACACAGUGCCUCUCCCCGAACCUUCGCGACAAGACCGGCCAUUGACCAAGGUUGUCCGACUGAGGCGAGCAGUCGACCUGCCCAACUCCAGAUGCCUAUUCGACGUACAAAAGACCGGCCCGGAUCCGUGGAAGGCGGGACGCCACUCGAGAGGCAAAAGGCCUUUCCCAAAGUCAGAGUACGUCUCGUCCUUCCAGAGAUGGUUCCCGUCCCGCCACUACCAGGGCAGCAAGUCGGCCUGGGCGCAUAGGGCAGGCAGCGCCAACUCAGAACGCGGCUUCGUCCAACCCUCGCCCGAUCUCGGCAGCCGCCACGCGUGAUUCGGCGAGAUCGGAGGUCUUUACGCGAGAUUCCGCGGUGCCCACAAAUCAGACGACAAAAGACGCUUUCGGUCGCAAUGCAAUCAACAUAAACAUCGAUUUCCGCCAGGGUCGUGUAAAUAUCUCUGUCCCACGGAAGACAUGAAUAGUACAGUAAUGUGCUUAUCAUAAACGUGUUCAACUUUCGAUUGAUUUUGUUGCAAAUACUAGGUUCGAAACGUAACCAUGUAGUCCUACCAUUGAGAAUAAGUGGACCAUUUUAAUAGUCCUCACUAUCAGUGAGUCGGGUUUGCCACGAGUAUUCAGACUUGGGGAACAUGCUGUUUCAUUCCUAUCUAUGUAACCUAUUACCUUGACGUUUCCUCCGUUCGUUGUCACGUGGCGACAGUUGGGCGAGGAAAAAUAGUAUUGGCAACAUAUGCAAUGUUGUAUCAUGGAAUUUCAAUACUGUUCACUAUUAGAUUGGACAGAAGCAUAGCUUUCAAUUCUCCUCCUUUGCGGAAAAGGAUUCGUUACUUGGCAAUAUUAUCAAUACUCAAAAUGUUGUUAGUAUAAUGAUUACUCAUAUUCAUCUACUCUUAGUUAAGGAGUCUGUACAAAUGUGAUUAGAAUGUUGUAAUUAAUUGUGUUAUAUUAAUCAAUGUGGAGGUUCUAGAGGUGUACGUGUCUCAAAACAUGUUUUCAAACUUGAUAUGAUGGGGAAAAGCACGUAAAUUGUAACAUUUUGAUAGUUACAUGUGGUGACUUAAAUGUUGGGCGUCGAAUUUUUCGAGCUUACUUGUUUUUCUAGUUUAAGAGUUUAUAUCUGAAAACGUCAAUAGUUGCUCAACUUGUCAACCUUUGCCUUCUAUGUUUCAUACUUUUAUACACUAGAAUAUAUCAUACUGUUGACAACUUUGUUCAAAAUCAGUAUUGUAGCAAAUAGAUUUUAACGAAUCGGACAUUUGCAUGCUAUGUGUAUGAGUGCAGUAAAUGUAUCGAGCAACAGUUGGAGAUUAGUAUAAUAACCUGACAAACAUAUAUCAUUAUUUACAUCAAUGUUGUUAAGAUUUUCAUGUCCUUACUGUGUAUACACAAAGAAAGUGACAGUACCGUACAUAGCUUUGUAUCCACUAAACAUUCAGUGAAAUGUCAGACGUCGUGUGCCAUCAUGCGAAAACAGCGGAAUUUUGUCUCAAACAUCAAAUGGUGUCACAAAGUAUAUCACUUUUGGUACUUUUAGCCUGUGAACUCCU